Molecule: messenger RNA, 3235 nt
Organism: Athalia rosae (coleseed sawfly)
Lineage: Eukaryota; Metazoa; Arthropoda; Insecta; Hymenoptera; Athaliidae
Exons: 4
Coding region: 128-2833 (901 amino acids)
Source: RefSeq, a predicted model, not a curated record
UCGGGUGUGUACUGCAAAUCGUACAAAGCAGACGAUUUCCCCCAAUGUAGCCACCCUAGCCAUAUUCCAGAAUCGUGUAAAUUCGUCGAUGAACUCUACGGUUAAUAAUUUGUGCGAAAAAUAAAAGAUGAGUGGAAGUGCAGAUAUCUCUAAUCUAUCUUACAAGGAACUGCAAGCGUUAGCCUUGAGAUAUAGAGUUCCUGGUAACAUUAAGAAACAACUUCUCGUUGAAGUCCUUCAAGCCGCAAGGCGAGGAAAUGACCAAGAAGUGAUAAAAAUACUGACCGAUUUGAGACAGACUCGAAAGAAGAGGAUACGCAAGAGCAAACCUGCCAAAUUGAGCCUAUCUUCAACGCCUAUCCAGAGCCCUACUUAUGACAUGGCCGAUGAUUAUCACUCCGCUCAACAUCGUCUGCCUUAUCAAUGGGUCGCAGCAGAGGAGGAAAUACCGAAUAGACAAUUGGAGGAUGGCAAUCGCGUUCCUCAGUACGAAGAAUUUCGGGAAUUUUUACUACGUCGUAUCCAGAGAGACUACCAAACCUAUAAUACAAAUAACAACGAAAGGAUUGGUCCCAGCAAUCCCGGUGGCAUAAUUGAUCUCAGGAACGAAGCGGACGCUGUGAGAUUCGAUUCGGAUCCAGCUGAGCUCAGGACGAACCUUAUCCCGGUCAACAAUUUCGAAGUGACUCAGCCUUACUCUGAACAAUUAGCGCACAAUGUUGCAUCGUUCGAUUAUCAAAUCCUCGAAGAUCCGAACGGGAACGCACACGCGUCUAUUUUACUCAGGCGGAUGCUUCAGGCGCCGGUUGGAGCCGAUUUGGGGGAAAUCGCGAGUCCCGAUCAACUCGGUCAAAAUUGUAGAAUUUGGGAGACCGAGCACCAGAGUCAGAACAACCUACUUGAUAAUUCCGAUACCCUGUCAGCUAAUUCGGAGGUAAAUGAAAACGAUGUGGAUAACUGGCCGAUCGGUACGGAAUAUUAUAGAUUUGUGAACAACGUCCGGGAUCAGUUAGUCCUGAAUCCCGUUGGGGGGAAUCUUCAGAACGAUCGAAACCUCAACGAAGCGACAGCAGGGCAGUUUUGCAACGUGCUUACCGACGGAAAUCCUAUACAAUAUCAGCUACUUUACACUAAUCAAACGCCUGAUCUUCAUCAGGGGAACGAACAGCAGCAAUGGGGAACCGCGUCUACGCUCGACAAUGGGCAUCAAGAAACGUUUAUCGAUCAAAAACUCAAAGUUCACGGAUCUAAAAUCUUCCCAGAGACUCAUUAUUACGAUGGAAUCAACGCGACUAAUUACGCGACUCCCUGCAGGCCUGUCGAAACGGAUAAUCCGCUGCAUCAACAUUAUCCCAUCGAAGAUGCGUCGGUGUAUUCGAUAAAUCAAAACGGUGGCUUCGAUGGGAACAACUGCGCGGCGUCAACGCCUGGUUCGGAUGUUAAAUUUUACCAAAAUUUGAAUGACAAUACCGUAAGACCAUCGGAGCGUGAAAAUUCAACUGUCACGAAUUCUUGCGCACCUCAACAUCACGCGCAGAGACAAAUAAACGAUGGAAACAAUUACGGCUUCGUCAGACCUCCGAUUCACCAAUCGACAAAUUAUUGCAGCAAUCCUGUAACUUGCGAACUAUUGCAACACGAAACCGAGUCUGCUUCGCCCGGUGUUAUUUCAGGGAUAUCUAAUCCCAGUUCAUCGAUGCAGCACUUCCCAUUCGCCGCCCAGUACCACCAGGCACCCCCUCCAGCUCAUAGAUAUUCCGAGAAUUCGGUCCUUCCGAAUUCUUGUAACACCCCAAUGCCAAGCUGGGUCCAAGGGACGGUUCAUACGCAACCUCCGAACAUCGAGAGACCCGGCAAUAUCAUAAAUCGUCAAACUGCUCUCGGUCAUCAGUACAAUUCCACGAUUCAAAAAUCCAAUCAUCCUGCGGUGAGCCAGCAAACGCACAAUUUCGAUCUUACAGAGAAUGGCAACAGGGGUGUGACGGCAAAGUCCGUCGGGAUUCAGCAGGAAGAGGAAAUGAAUUACAAUAACACGACGGUGCAAUCCGCCAAUAACACACCGACGAUCGUACCGGAGUUGGAACCUUUUUGGCCUUCGCAACAAACCUCGGGCAAUACGACGAACCAUUACCUCGAGAAUAUAUUGAAUUUGAAUUCCUACGGGUACAUCGAUUACUCGAGGAUUGAUCAGACCUCUUGCAUUUAUUGUUACGCAGCGCCGAUCGUAACACCCCAGAGAUUAUAUUCCGCCAAAUCAUCCUGUUCGCAGAAGCGACGAUUCGUAGCCGAAUUUAGACAGCAUUCAUUUUCGCCCUACUGGUUACUCUAUGACGACACUAUGACCGGUAUGCGAAUGUCGAGACACGUUAAGGGUGUCGAUUAUAGAACGAAGAAAUCUGACGAAUCCACCGAUUCGUUGAAAGAUACGACAGCAGAGGAAAUGUUGAAGAAAACUACCGAUCUCUCUGAAAGCACUGAACCGGAUAAAAAAAUGCUACCCGAAACUGUUCCUUUGGAUUUGGAAUUCCGAGCAGAUGAGAAGCAAUUGACGACUACAGACGCAACGGUUGUUGUAGAGCAAAGCGCAACUCCAGCCGAUCGAUACCGUGCAAACGAAAAAGUUACUACAUCUGAUUCAAACUCUGAACUGGAACACAAAUCUGCAGGUGCUACCUUAUUCAGCGGGACCAAUAACGAUCAAGAUGCAACACUGCAAGGUUCAUCGCUAAAUUCGAACCUGCAGGAAAACAGAAACUGUGUCGAACAAAUUCUGGAUGGAAAUGACCGGCCUACAGUGAUAGAGUCUUUCCAAAAUUAUUCAUCGAAUGGAUAGGUCAUGCGGUUCUCAGCUAUAAUUUUUUUUACAAAUUUUUCCAAGUCAGUCGAAAUACCGAACUGAAGGCGAUAAGAAUUAUUUUUGUUUUUCAUUUUUAUAAAAUAUAUUGUUUCAUACAGUAAAAAAAUACACACACUACAUAUACGCACCUCAAGCGUAUAAAUCUCAAACACUAUACCUUGUAAAGGUAGAAAAUGUUGGUUCUAUAUUGUUAAAGUACAAAGAAAAUUAGUUUAUGUUAUAGUUUUGCAGAUAAGCUCUACACGUAACACAUUUAUACCGAGCUUAUUACUGAACUGUUUUAUUUGAAAUCUUAAAUAUUUCUUCUUCCGAGAUCGAGAAGAACAAGUGUAGCUACCACAACACCUACAUCUUUGCGAGUCAAAGAACAAAAAACAA